Messenger RNA from Suillus bovinus, 2387 nucleotides. RefSeq names its product actin-like ATPase domain-containing protein. NCBI's taxonomy places the organism in Eukaryota, Fungi, Basidiomycota, Agaricomycetes, Boletales, Suillaceae. Bases 89 to 2278 code for a protein of 729 amino acids. The transcript has 18 exons. The record is from RefSeq and is a predicted model, not a curated record.
GUUAGUCGCAUGCACUGCCACGCCAGGGCAGUUGCGCCAAGGCGCUCAAGGCAAAGCAUAUCGCCUAGUUCCGCCCUUCUCUUACAACAUGGGCUGCUGUGGCCAGUCAGCGCUCUCAUCCAAUAAUCCCGACACUCAGUACGCUAACAGAGUCCAACAAGUGAACAACGGUAUCAUUAGCCAGCAACCUGGUCCUCAUCCAGGCGCUCAACACCACAUACAGCCAUUUCAAGACAAAUCACCAUUGCUAAUCCCUUCUGGGCCUUCUCCACCUCCACCAAGCUUUCAACAGAACAACCACUCGAUAAAUGGCACUCCUUGGACUCACACUCCCUCACCACCUCCUCAAGGCCCGAACUAUUCGACUCCCUUGAGUCCAAACCUUCAACUCGGAGGCGCACCAUUGAUGCCACCCCCAGCUACCUAUGCUCCUACAGGACCACCAAAUUCUUCCAUGUUCUUUCCGCCUCUCUUGCACCCAGAUCCCAUUCAUGCCCCGUCAAGGAACGCACCUUCUGUAUCUACUGUAGUAACUCCUGGCAGAAUUGAUCCGGCGCCUCCAGACGAGGGGAAAAUGUCCAUCUCUAUCGACUUUGGAACUACCUUUUCUGGUGUCGCAUAUGCAUCGUCUCGAAUUGCGUCCGGGAAGAUACAGCAAAUCCUGCAUUGGCCUGGAUCUUUUGAAACUUUCCGCAAGGUGCCUACGUGCUUACUAUACGAUGAACAUGGUCAAGUUCUUGCUUGGGGGUUGGAAGCGAAGAACGCUAGCUCUAUGCCCGGUACUACGCGCUGUGAAUGGUUCAAGCUUUUUCUCGAGCCACGUGCUCUCCGUGAUGAAAGUGCUAUUGACCCUCGACUACCCCAAUUACCUCCUGGUAAAGUAGCAAUGGAUCUCAUCAUCGACUUCUUAUCGUGUCUGUGGGAAUACGCUAAAGAGCAGAUUACCCGUGACAUUGGUGCUGUGGCAGAUCUCAACUCGGCUGAUGUACUCGUGACAUGCCCGGCAGCCUGGGAUGCCAAAGGAUGUGAUAUGAUGCGCGAAGCUGCUAUUGCCGCAGGCCUCGUGCAGUCGGCUCAUGCAGGUGAUGGUAACUGGCGCGACAGGCUGCGCAUUAUCACAGAACCAGAGGCCGCGGCUGUCCACUGCGCCAGACUUACGGAUCUGCACAAGCUCAAGCCGAACCAGAAUUUCAUGAUAUGCGACGCUGGUGGUGGUACAGUCGAUCUUGCCGUCUACAAGAUCAUUGGGCAAAUGUCUAACCUCGAGAUCGCCGAGAUGUGUGCUCGAUCUGGAGCCAAUUGUGGCUCGCUUUUCCUCGAUUUGAGAUUUCGAGAGCUUGUAAAAACUCUUUUAGCUGACCAUCCUGCUCAUUUGGACGCCGCUAGUCUCGCAUAUUUCAUGCAUUCUUUCAGCCAAACCGAUAAGCUCGCAUAUAGGGGCGAGAUUGACGAUGACACAUAUUUCAACUUCACAUGUUUCAAUGUACAGGAUCCCCACGAUUCCUCUGUUGGAUUGAUCAAUGGAGAACUCGCGAUUCCAGGGAAUCUCAUUCGCCGAGAGGUCUUUGAUCCUGUUGUGACCCAGGUACUGGAAAUGAUCGAAGAACAGUCGAAGAAGGUAGAGCAACGCAUCGACGCACUGCUUCUCGUGGGAGGCUUCGCUGGCAGCGAAUAUCUCAUUAGACGAGUUGAGGCUCAGUUUUCGGGAAGAAUCAAGGUCAUCGCUCGCCCUUCUGAUGCAGACACGGCUACGGUGCGAGGUGCCGCAUUGUACGGACUUUCUCGCAAAUCAAUUGUAUCCACUGUGAUCGCUCCACGGUCCUACAUCAUGAAAGUGAAACUGCCUGCUGAGCCGGAGGACUGGGCCAAACGGCCUGCAUACAUAAAGGAGAACAAUGCAAAUGUUCCUAUUUGUGACAACCGCUUACAAUACUUGGUUAUGAAGGGCGCUAUUCUGCGAAAAGGCCAAAUAUUGAGGACGAAAUUUUGCAAAUUCUCACAGAAUGGACAGGAUUGUAACUUCGUAGCCGUAUUAUAUACUUCCGACUCGGACAAGAUGAUGCGAUACACUGAUGAAGGCGAAACGGUGGAGCUCUGUAGAUGGACUGUUAAUCUGAAUUCCCUGCCCACGUUCCAGCACAAUGCCAGCAUACCGCAGCCCAAUGGCUUCUUUACAGAAUUCGAAUUAGGACUGGAGAUUGAUAGUGCGGAGGUCCGAGGUGUUUUAUUUUACGAGGGGCAGGAAUGGAGUCGAGUUGUCUUUGAUUUUCUGAAUUGAUUGGCAUGGUGACUGCAAGUAACAGUACUGGGUUUGCUUAAUCUCAUGUUGCGUUAUUAUUUAAUGUUCCUGGCAAUGACCUAAAAUACGUUUGACUGGAACGGAAGAG